This is a messenger RNA of Brassicogethes aeneus, 363 nucleotides long. The record is from the annotation of a GenBank genome assembly. NCBI's taxonomy places the organism in Eukaryota, Metazoa, Arthropoda, Insecta, Coleoptera, Nitidulidae.
AUGGCGCCAACGGCUGCGGGCGAUGGCGAUGUCGAUCCGGCAAUUAAAACGUGUAAACAUUGUAAGAAAAUCGUAGUUAAUUGUGUUAAGUGCCAAGAACUGUUUCAUCCGGCAUGUAUUAGGCAAUCUGCAGCAGCAAGAAACGCUGAAUGCCAGCAUAUUAUAGAGGAGGCUGAAAGUGAGGUUGGAUUACGCCACCUAGAAAAACAGCUAUAUGAAAAAGAAAUCGGUUAUUUAAAUAGAAUCGUACAAGAACUAGAAGAAAAAAACAAAAUUUUGAGUAAAAACUGUGAUUUAUUAAAAGAGAAAGUGCUAAAUUUGGAAAAAAACUGCAAAAAGAAGAAAAAAAGAUGCGGGAAAUAG